AUGCGUCGAUCCAAAGUCUUCAUCGGCAACUCCCACACGGAGCUGGGCGGGCUCAUCUGCAACCGUCUCGGCGUGGAGCCUGCCCCUUGCACUCUCAAAAAGUUUUCCAACGGCGAAACGUCAGUGGAGAUUGGAGUGUCUGUGCGAGACGAGGAUGUGUACAUUGUGCAGUCGGGCUCUCCUUCGGUCAACGAUCAUUUGAUGGAGUUGCUGAUUCUGAUUUCGGGCUGCCGAACCGGUUCUGCUCACAAAAUCACCGCCGUGAUCCCCUCCUACCCUUACUCUAAGCAGUCCAAGAUGAAGAAGCAUCGAGGCGCUAUCACUGCUCGAAUGAUUGCCAACCUGCUGACCAUGGCCGGCGCCGACCAUGUCAUCACCAUGGAUCUGCACGCCAAUCAGAUGCAGGGAUUCUUCACCGUGCCUGUCGACAACCUCCAUGCGGGUCCUACUCUGGCCCAGUGGAUUCGACACAAUGUCCCCGACUACAAGGACGCGGUGGUGGUCUCCAAGAACCCCGGUGGUACCAAGCGAGUCACAGCGCUGGCCGACGCUCUCAAGAUCAACUUCGCCAUGAUCCAGACUGACCGACGACGAAACCACAAGCCCUACUCGUCCAUGCUCAACCUGGCCCAAGCCCCCAUUUUCUCGGUUGCCUCGCCACGAAAGAAGGGCGCUCGAGGCGCUCCUCCUACCGUGCUGCCUGCACCAGGCUCUCCUCUCAACGGAACCGCUCGACGGGCAUCCAUGAAGCUGCAGGACGGACCUAACACCACUCAUGGCACAGUUCCCUCGCGACGAAAGUCGUCAAACACCCGAAAGCCCUCUCAGCUCGGUGGCCGACGGCCGUCGCUCAAUCCUGGUGAGGAGGGAGAAGACGAUGUCUUUGACGACGAAGAGGACGAGGGAGUGCACAUUGUGACUGCCCACGGUGUCCAGACCGCCCGAGUUGUCCAGGGCCACGUGGUGGGAGAUGACUACCUUGAGGAAGAGUCCGAGUCCGAGGCCCAGUCUGAGGCCGAAACCCGACCUCGUCUUCAGCACACCGAUUCGUCAGUCGACCUGAAACAUGCGCUGGGAGGCUCUGUUGACGCUGAGGGCUCCGACGAUGACGACGACGAGUUCCAGCGAGAAAAGCUCAUCACGCUGGUCGGAGAUGUGCGGGGCCGAACCGCCAUCAUUGUUGAUGACAUGAUUGACCGGCACGGCUCUUUUGUUGCCGCCGCCGAGCACUGCAGACUCAAUUGUGGUGCCAAGCGAGUGGUUGUGAUUGCCACUCACGGCAUCUUCAACGACGACUGUCUCGAGCAGCUGCAGGCCUGCCCCUGCAUCGACUCGGUGGUUGUGACCAACACGUACCCCAUACCUGUCGAACGUCGAAUCGCCGCCACCAAGCUGGUGGUCAUCGACGUGUCUGCCAUCUUUGCCGAGUGCAUGCGACGAAACCACCACGGAGAGAGCAUUUCUGCACUCUUUGAGCAGAUGACCAUGUAG
Messenger RNA from Yarrowia lipolytica CLIB122, 1491 nucleotides. RefSeq lists its product as uncharacterized. Gene Ontology annotation, biological process: purine nucleotide biosynthetic process; 5-phosphoribose 1-diphosphate biosynthetic process; ribonucleoside monophosphate biosynthetic process. Gene Ontology annotation, cellular component: cytoplasm; ribose phosphate diphosphokinase complex. Gene Ontology annotation, molecular function: ribose phosphate diphosphokinase activity; magnesium ion binding. The record is from RefSeq and is a predicted model, not a curated record. NCBI's taxonomy places the organism in Eukaryota, Fungi, Ascomycota, Dipodascomycetes, Dipodascales.